This is a messenger RNA of Entelurus aequoreus (snake pipefish), 2713 nucleotides long. RefSeq names its product oocyte zinc finger protein XlCOF6.1-like. Bases 305 to 1492 code for a protein of 395 amino acids. The record is from RefSeq and is a predicted model, not a curated record. NCBI's taxonomy places the organism in Eukaryota, Metazoa, Chordata, Actinopteri, Syngnathiformes, Syngnathidae. The transcript is spliced from 2 exons. Gene Ontology annotation, cellular component: nucleus.
GAAAAGAAGAAGAAUAUGCGCUUUGCAGCAAAGUCCCCUCCUUUACGCCACACACACUUCUUAGCUUGCCAGUUAGCUUAGCGUGCUAGUUAUCUUAGCUUGUUAGUUGCUAACAAAGAGACGCGGAUUUGAUCAACACGUCGCUUAGUUAAGAUCAAGUGUGAGUGUAAAGUGUUGUGGUUGUGUGAAAAUGUGCGAAAGAACGAUAGCAGAGUACGAGGAGGAACUUUCUCGAACCAAACUACACAGAACAGACGUCUGUGAAGAACAUCUUCUCCCUGAGUAACAGAAGUGGAGCUCCAGGAUGGCGAAGGAGGAGCCACAGCCCUCCCACUUUAAAGAGGAAGAGGAGGACCCACUGACACACCAUUUUAAAGAGAAAGCGGUGGAUCCACUGAGCCCUCACAUUAAAGAGGAAGAGGAGGAACACAGCAUCAGUCAGGAGGGAGAGCAUCUUGAAUGGUUGGAGGAGUUCCCAGUAAUUGGUGUCCCUGUGAAGAGUGAAGAUGAUGAGGUCAAAGGUGAAAGUGAGGAGAAGAGAGAGGCGGAGCCUCCAAGCAGCAGCUCAACUCAACACAUGACAACAGAAGCUGAUGGAGACCACUGUGGAGGAUCACAAGCAGACAAGCUCUUAGCUCCACUAUCAGAUAGUGAGGACACAACGUCACACUCUCCUGACACUGAUGAUGAACACUCUAAAGAUGAUAAGACAUGUCACACUGACAACACACACUUCACAUGUUCUCACUGCGACAAAACCUUUAAAUACCGGAGUCAUCUGAAAAGACACAUGAGAACACACACUGGAGAAAAACCUUUCACCUGCUCAGUUUGUUGUAAAGGUUUUGCACAAAAAAAUGUGUUGAAAGAACAUAUGCAACUACACAAAGGAGAAAAAGCUUUUUCCUGCUCAGUAUGCGGUAAAGGUUUGGCACGAAGACAGUGUUUGAAAGUACACAUGAGAAUACACACCGGAGACAAACCUUUUUCUUGUUCAAUCUGCGGUAAAGAAUUUGGACGAAAAAAUGUGUUGAAUUUACACAUGAGAAAACACACUGGAGAAAAAACUUUUUCCUGUUCAGUAUGUGGUAAAGGUUUUGUACAAAGGUGUGAUCUGAAAGUACACUUGAGAAUACACACUGGCGAAAAACCUUUUUCCUGUUCAGUAUGCGGUAAAAGAUUUGGCCGCAAAAAUGUGUUGAAUUUACACAUGAAAACACACACUGGAAAAAAGCCUUUUUCAUGUUCAGAAUGCGGUAAAGGUUUUGUACAAAGAAGUGAUCUGAAAGUACACAUGAGAACACACACUGGAGAAAAACAUUUUUCCUGCUCAGAAUGUGGUACGUGUUUUAAACGAAGUGGUAAUCUCAUAGCACACGUGAGAAAACACACGGGAGAAAAACCUUUUGCAUGUUCAGAAUGUGGUAAAAGUUUUGGACAAAGUCGUGAGUUGAAAGCACACAUGAGAGAACACACACCGGAGACAAACUAACAAUUUGUAGUAAAAGCUUCAACCAGAAAACAAAUGUGAUAAUACACACUGAAAAAAAAAACCUUUUAUCUGUUCGGUCUGUGGUAAAGGUUUUACACAAAGGGACUCUUCGAAAGCACACACGAGAAUACACACUGGUGAGAAAGUGUUGAGUUGCAGUGUGUGUGGUGAAAGAUUCUCUUCUAAGUACCAGUGUAAGAAACACAAGUGUGCUGGUGAGAACAGGAUUUGUAAAUAAACUGACAACUGUCCUUAAAGGCCUACUGAAAUGAAAUGUUUUUAUUUCAACGGGGAUAGCAGAUCUAUUCUAUGUGUCAUACUUGAUCAUUUCGCGAUAUUGCCAUAUUUUUGCUGAAAGGAUUUAGUAUAGAACAACGACGAUAAAGAUCGCAACUUUUGGUAUCUGAUAAAAAAAAGGCUUGCACCUACCGGAAGUAGCGUGACGUAGUCAGUUGAACAUAUACGCAAAGUUCCCUAUUGUUUACAAUGAUGGCCGCAUGAAGUGAGAGAGAUUCGGACCGAGAAAGCGACAAUUUCCCCAUUAAUUUGAGCGAGGAUGAAAGAUUUGUGGAUGAGUAAAGUGCAAGUGAAGGACUAGUGGGGAGUUGAAGCUAUUCAGAUAGGGAAGAUGCUGUGAGAGCCGGGGGUGACCUGAUAUUCAGCUGGGAAUGACUACAACAGUAAAUAAACACAAGACAUAUAUAUACUCUAUUAGCCACAACACAACCAGGCUUAUAUUUAAUAUGCCACAAAUUAAUCCUGCAUAAAAACACCUGCGUGUUUGUUAUGCUAGCUCCUAGCUCCUCUGCUAGCUCCUAGCUCCAUAGAACACGCCAAUACAAUUCAAACACCUGAUCAACACACACAAUCACUCAGCCCAAAAGACCGUUCACCUAACCCAAGGUUCAUAAAGCUUAUAUAUUUUUAAAAAGUUACGUACGUGACGCGCACGUACGGUACGGUACGUGUUAUGCUAGCUCCUAGCUCCUAUGCUAGCUCCUAGCUCCAUAGAACACGCCAAUACAAUUCAAACACCUGAUCAACACACACAAUCACUCAGCCCAAAAGACCGUUCACCUAACCCAAGGUUCAUAAAGCUUAUAUAUUUAAACAAAGUUACGUACGUGACGCGCACGUACGGUCAAGCGAUCAAAUGUUUGGAAGCCAAAGCUGCAUACUCACGGUAGCACGUCUGCGUCUUUGUCAUCCAAAUCAAAGUAA